CCAUAUUGCAGUGAUACAGCGAGUUUAUCUGACUGAAGCUUCACCACCGUCAGCUCUCUGAAACAAAGAUGCUCUCUGCUCAGGGUUUUGGAGACCCGGGGAAGAUGAAAGAUUAUCAUUACACUGGUCCAGUAGAGCACAAGUUCUCUCCAUACGCUUUCAACGGAGGAACUGUACUAGCUGUUGCCGGGGAAGAUUUUGCCAUCGUAGCCUCAGACACCAGACUGAGUGAAGGCUACUCGAUCCACAGCCGGGACUCUCCGAAAUGCUACAAACUGACAGACACGACUGUCAUAGGGUGCAGCGGUUUCCAUGGCGAUUGCCUGACUCUGACUAAAAUCAUUGAUGCCAGACUAAAGAUGUACAAACACUCGAACAACAAGACGAUGACCAGCGGUGCUAUUGCAGCCAUGUUGUCAACCAUUCUGUACGGCCGGAGGUUCUUCCCCUACUAUGUCUACAACAUCAUUGGAGGACUGGAUGAGGAAGGCAAGGGAGCCGUGUACAGCUUUGACCCAGUGGGCUCCUACCAGAGAGACACCUACAAGGCUGGAGGAUCAGCCAGUGCCAUGCUACAGCCUCUACUAGACAACCAGAUUGGUUUCAAGAACAUGGAGGGUGUGGAGCAGGUCCCUCUGACUCAGGACAAGGCGGUUCAGCUGGUCAAAGACGUCUUCAUCUCAGCCGCAGAGAGAGAUGUCUACACCGGAGAUGCCCUUCGGGUCUGCAUCAUCACUAAGGAGGGCAUUAAUGAGCAGACAAUACCUCUGAGGAAGGACUAAGCAGGAAAGCUGAUGGUUUCCUCUUUGGUCUGCUUGUUCCACUUUCAGCCGGCUGGUUUGGCCCCAGUACAUCAGGUUUCUUACAACUGGAGUGUUGAUCUAGAGGUUUAACUGUGGAGCACAUUUUUUUCCAUUAAAAAAAAAUCCACACACAAUCUACAUCCAUUCACAAGUGAUACUUUUCUCGUGCUUCCCAGUUAUUCCCUGCACAGUUUUCCUGUUACCACAUACUUGCUUAUGUGGUCUAUCAGCUUGAUCCUAGAUCAACACUCCUGUUAUAAAAAACAAAUUCUUCACUCGACCUUGCCUAGACUCUGCUUCUGUUUGGAUUUUUUGUUGUUUCAGAAGAUACAUCCUCUGCUAUUCUUUUUACAUUCUUAAUAAAUGUAAAGAAUUGUAAA
Molecule: messenger RNA, 1183 nt
Organism: Amphiprion ocellaris (clown anemonefish)
Lineage: Eukaryota; Metazoa; Chordata; Actinopteri; Pomacentridae
Gene: psmb1
Product: proteasome 20S subunit beta 1
Exons: 6
Coding region: 69-782 (237 amino acids)
Cellular component (GO): proteasome core complex
Source: RefSeq, a predicted model, not a curated record